Messenger RNA from Rhodofomes roseus, 2583 nucleotides. RefSeq lists its product as uncharacterized. NCBI's taxonomy places the organism in Eukaryota, Fungi, Basidiomycota, Agaricomycetes, Polyporales, Fomitopsidaceae. The coding region runs from base 1 to 2583 and encodes 860 amino acids. Gene Ontology annotation, biological process: proteasome-mediated ubiquitin-dependent protein catabolic process. Gene Ontology annotation, molecular function: ATP binding; ATP hydrolysis activity; proteasome-activating activity. The transcript has 12 exons. The record is from RefSeq and is a predicted model, not a curated record. Gene Ontology annotation, cellular component: proteasome regulatory particle, base subcomplex.
AUGCCGCCGAAGUCUGACUGGGAAAAAUGGGAGAAGAAGGCAGACAGCAAGGAUGAAGAGAAGGAGAUCAAAGCCCUGGAUGAUAGCGACAUCCAGAUUCUCAAGACAUACGGACAAGGUCCGUAUGCCGCAAGACUGAAGAAGAUUGAUCAGGAGAUCAAGGACGUGCAGAAACGCGUGAACGAGAAGCUCGGUAUCAAGGAGUCUGAUACUGGUCUCGCCUCUCCCAACCUGUGGGAUCUCCCUGUUGACCGGCAGCGCAUGGGCGAAGAGCACCCUCUGCAGGUCGCGCGCUGUACCAAGAUCAUCCCCGUGAACCCGGAGGCAGCAGCAGCAGCGCGUGCUCUCAACCCUGCCGGGGCUACUCAGGGUCAGAAAGGAGCCGACGAGCAAGACAAGUAUGUGAUCAACAUCAAGCAGAUUGCCAAGUUCGUUGUUGGCCUUGGGGAACGUGUUGCGCCAACAGAUAUUGAAGAGGGUAUGCGUGUAGGCGUCGACCGGAACAAGUAUCAGAUCCAGAUCCCGCUUCCUCCCAAGAUCGAUGCUUCGGUCACCAUGAUGCAGGUCGAGGAGAAGCCUGAUGUGACCUACUCCGACGUUGGUGGAUGCAAGGAGCAAAUUGAGAAGCUCCGAGAGGUCGUGGAGACGCCAUUGCUAUCCCCUGAGCGUUUCGUCAACCUGGGUAUCGACCCGCCGAAAGGUGUUCUUCUCUUUGGUCCGCCUGGAACUGGGAAGACCCUUUGCGCCCGUGCUGUGGCGAACCGAACAGACGCGACCUUCAUUCGAGUGAUUGGCUCCGAGCUGGUGCAGAAAUAUGUCGGUGAGGGUGCGCGUAUGGUGCGAGAGUUGUUCGAGAUGGCACGCAGCAAGAAGGCCUGCAUCAUCUUCUUCGACGAAGUCGACGCUAUUGGUGGCGCACGGUUCGACGAUGGCGCAGGAGGUGACAAUGAAGUCCAGCGAACAAUGUUGGAACUCAUCAACCAACUGGAUGGUUUCGAUCCUCGUGGCAACAUCAAGGUGCUGAUGGCAACAAACCGACCGGACACGCUAGACCCUGCUCUUCUCCGGCCCGGUCGACUCGACCGGAGGGUAGAGUUCUCGCUCCCUGACGGGGAAGGUCGUGCACACAUUUUGCGUAUCCACGCACGGAGUAUGAGCUGCGAGCGGGAUAUCCGGUUCGACCUGAUCGCACGCUUGUGUCCCAACACGACUGGUGCAGAGCUGCGAUCGGUCGCGACGGAGGCGGGCAUGUUCGCCAUCCGUGCGCGGAGGAAGGUCGCUACUGAGCGUGACUUCCUCGAUGCGGUCGAGAAGGUGGUCCGGCAAGGGACGAAGUUCUCCAGCACGUACACGACAUUCACGCCCGCUGAGCUCUCCCGCCUGAUCGAGGAGCACGCGAAGCAGCCUCCUCGUCCACUCACUCUAUCGACCCUACUCUCUCUAGCUGACCCAGUUACCCCAGACUCGGUCCUCAAGUCGGUCGGCUAUGUGCUCACGGAGAUCCCUCGUCGUCUGGCAAGGCGUGCUCGAGCCCUGGAGGGCCUGCCGUUCAUCGUGGGUAUGAACCCAUUCGUCGCGCGUACCCUCGAGAGGUACCGCCAGAGCUUCCGCUUCUUAUCGACACAUCCCGCUGUGAACAGCUUGGAGGAGAACAAACGAUUCACCGAGCAGCUGGACGCAGUGGUCUCCAGCCAUGCGAAUGACAUACCGACAAUGGCCAAAGGGUUCCAGGAAUGUGCGCGGUACAUGACCCCAGAGCAGAUCAGUACCUUCCUCGAUGAGGCCAUUCGUAGCCGGAUUGCUGUGCGCCUCAUCGCUGAGCAACAUAUCGCUCUGUCUCGGUCCCUAGAGGAUGGAGAGAUGGCGGCGGACCAUCUCGGCAUCGUACACAAGUUCUGCUCGCCACAGAACAUGGUCCGUAUGUGCGGAUCGUGGGUGAGCGACCUCUGUGAGGCGACGCUAGGCGCACACCCGGAGAUCGUCAUAGACGGGGAGGUCGACGCUACGUUCGCCUACAUCCCCGUCCACCUGGAGUACAUCCUCACAGAGAUCCUCAAGAAUUCCUUUCGCGCAACCGUCGAGCGCCAUGCAAAGCAGUAUACCAGUUCAGCAUCUAUUCCUCCUGUGGUCGUCACGAUAUCACCUCCACCUCCGUCCUCUCUUCCCCACCAACGUUUCCUCUCCCUCCGCAUCCGCGACCAAGGAGGCGGUGUCCCACCCGCCUACCUCGCCCAAAUCUUCUCCUACUCCUUCACAACAGCCGGGAGACAGGCAGCCUCGCAAGGUGGGAGCUGGGAAGAUGCAGGGCUCGGCGGCGGUCCUUACGCCGCGCAGCAUGUAGGCGGUAGCGCGGCCAUUGACGGGUCUGGUUCGAUGGGUGGUGGGCUCUUCACGGAGAUGACCGGACGUGGACUGCAAAUGGGGAUGGGCACAAUCGCUGGACUGGGGUACGGGCUGCCAAUGAGUCGCCUAUAUGCACUGUACUUUGGGGGCUCGCUGAACUUCGUUUCCUUGGAUGGUUGGGGGAGCGACGUGUUUUUGAAGCUGCGUUGCUUGGACGAUGCUGGCGAUGCUGAGAUUUAG